AUGUCUAGAGGAGGUCGAGGUGGUGGGCGUGGUGGACGCGGCGGCGGAAGAGGUGGAAGGCCUAAUGUGCCGUGGGAUACAGGUGAUGAACCUGAUGCGCGACCCUCUGAGCUAUUCCCCCCAUACCUCGUCCCAACCCCCCGAGAACUAGCCUCGCACGAGAAAUCCGCCGUACAACAUCUCCUACUUCUAAGGCACCAGAUUCACUCCUCUCCUCUAUACACAUCCAAGCGUACAGCUCUCCACGAUCCGACAGCACCUCGGAAGCACUAUGGCCAAGCACAGAAGAAUGCUGUCUUUGGGAUUAAGAGCAAGGCUUCUGUAGACCCUUUCACCGCUGUACCCACCUACUCCCACAAGUUCGCCCGUGAGGAGCGCGCUCUUCCGGAUUGGUCUAAUCGCCCAGUUUGCCGCGAGCUUUUCCCUAGCGAACUAUACGAAACCAUCGAUGCUGCAACCACCAACAGGGCCGACAUGCCUGGUGGCUACAAGCGCCGGAAGCUCGAGCUCUCUAGCGUUAGUGCGCUACCAAGCGCAGAGGAAGCUUUCGGUAUGGCAGGCGAUGUUGAAGAUGAGAUGCAGGGCCGAAAUCUCCUCGAGCGUCUGCAAGCUCUGAAGGAAGAAGAUGGCGAUGAGGCCGGCGACCUAGAAGACGAGGAAGGCAUGGAAGAGGAAGAGCAGGAUGAAGUUUACGAUGAUGAGGACGCGGGAGACUACGAUGCCGAAAACUACUUUGAGAAUGGCGACGAAUUCGGCGAUGACUACGGCGAUGAUGGCGAUGGAGAAGGGACCUUCUAG
Messenger RNA from Fusarium pseudograminearum CS3096, 798 nucleotides. RefSeq lists its product as uncharacterized. Lineage: Eukaryota; Fungi; Ascomycota; Sordariomycetes; Hypocreales; Nectriaceae. Gene Ontology annotation, biological process: transcription by RNA polymerase III. The transcript is spliced from 2 exons. Gene Ontology annotation, cellular component: RNA polymerase III complex. The record is from RefSeq and is a predicted model, not a curated record. The coding region runs from base 1 to 798 and encodes 265 amino acids.